AUGGAGGGGCAGACGCCGAAGGGGCCCGAGCUGGGCCUGGCGGGGCUUCCCGCCCAGCAGGACUGCAGCAUUCAAGAAAAAAUAGACUUAGAAAUUCGAAUGCGAGAAGGAAUAUGGAAACUCCUUUCUCUGAGCACUCAAAAAGAUCAGGUUUUACAUGCAGUUAAGAAUCUCAUGGUGUGCAAUGCUCGAAUAGUGGCGUACACAUUGGAGCUACAGAAAUUAGAAGAGCAGAUUGCAAAUCAAACUGGAAAAUGUGAUGUGAAUUUUGAAAGUAAAGAACGAACAGCGUGUAAAGGAAAGAUUGCCAUAUCAGAUAUUCGUAUACCACUAAUGUGGAAAGACUCUGAUCACUUCAGCAAUAAAGAACGAUCACAGCGCUAUGCCAUUUUUUGUUUAUUCAAAAUGGGAGCUAAAGUUUUUGAUACUGACAUGGUACUUGUGGAUAAAACAAUAACAGAUAUAUGUUUUGAAAAUGUAACCAUAUUUAAUGAAGCAGGGCCAGACUUUCAGAUAAAGGUGGAAGUAUAUAGUUGCUGUACAGAAGACUCUUCGAUAACCAAUACACCAAAAAAGCUAGCUAAAAAACUUAAGACAUCCAUAAGCAAGGCUACAGGAAAGAAAAUAAAUCCAGUGAUUCAAGAAGAGGAUCAUGAGACGUGCUUGUUCUUCAGUUCCUCUAUUUAUGGUGUGAAGUAUAAUUUGCUAGCUCACACUACCCUAACGUUGGAAAGUGCUGAAGAUAGUUUCAAGACCCAUAAUCUGUCUAUUAAUGGAAAUGAGGAGUCUUCAUUUUGGCUUCCCCUAUAUGGCAACAUGUGCUGCCGAUUAGUUGCCCAGCCAGCUUGUAUGACUGAGGAUGCAUUUGCAGGAUUCCUUAAUCAGCAGCAGAUGGUAGAAGGACUCAUUAGCUGGAGAAGGCUGUAUUGUGUUUUGAGAGGGGGUAAACUCUACUGUUUUUACAGUCCAGAAGAAAUUGAAGCGAAAGUGGAACCAACUUUGGUGGUGCCCAUUAACAAGGAAACCAGAAUUCGGGCAAUGGAUAAAGAUGCCAAGAAAAGAAUCCAUAAUUUCUCUGUCAUUAACCCUGUUGCUGGACAAGCUAUUACUCAGAUUUUUUCAGUUGACAGUAGAGAAGAUCUUCAGAAGUGGAUGGAAGCCUUCUGGCAGCAUUUUUUUGAUUUUAGCCAAUGGAAGCAUUGUUGUGAAGAAAUUAUGAAAAUUGAGAUUAUGUCACCACGGAAACCACCUUUGUUCUUGACAAAAGAGGCGACCUCAGUCUACCAUGAUAUGAGCAUUGAUUCACCUUUGAAACUUGAAAGUUUAACUGAUAUAAUACAAAAAAAAAUUGAAGAGACCAAUGGACAGUUCCUUAUUGGUCAACAUGAAGAAUCCUCACCACCUCCUUGGGCCACAUUUUUUGAUUGUAAUCAUCAAAUGGUCAUCCAGAAAAAGGUAUUGUCUCCUGCAAGUGAACAGUUACAUGAUGGGAAAAGGAAAAAGAGACGAGCUCCCCUUCCUCCUUCUGAUAAAACUCCAUUCAGCUUAAAAACACAGAGCAACUCAGAUCAAUUGGUUAAGGACAACUGGGGAAGAACAAGCAGAUCUCGGACCUCGCCUUUGGAUUCCAAACUUUCAACCUUAAUGCAUCACUUACAGAAACCAAUGGCUGCUCCUCGAAAACUUCUCCCUGCCAGGAAAAAUGGUUUAACUGAUAGUGAGCAUACAGACACUAAAACCAAUCUUGAAGCAAAGCCAGUGCCAGCUCAAAGGCAGAAAUCCAUCAAAGACAUUUUGGACCCUAGAUCAUGGUUGCAGGCACAAGUAUAG
Cynocephalus volans (Philippine flying lemur) is the source of this 1830-nucleotide messenger RNA. RefSeq names its product rhotekin 2 (gene RTKN2). NCBI's taxonomy places the organism in Eukaryota, Metazoa, Chordata, Mammalia, Dermoptera, Cynocephalidae. The transcript is spliced from 12 exons. Gene Ontology annotation, biological process: signal transduction; hemopoiesis; positive regulation of cell population proliferation. Bases 1 to 1830 code for a protein of 609 amino acids. The record is from RefSeq and is a predicted model, not a curated record.